Molecule: messenger RNA, 3666 nt
Organism: Gryllus bimaculatus (two-spotted cricket)
Lineage: Eukaryota; Metazoa; Arthropoda; Insecta; Orthoptera; Gryllidae
Source: the annotation of a GenBank genome assembly
UGCCGCAAGCAUCAAAAAGUCGUGGUGGAUAUAAUCUGAGUCAGUGCGUCUUGUAGGCUUACGAGUGUCAGUGAAGCAAGAAAACAGAAUGUGUGACAUCUCAAUCCCGCGCGAGCCUGUCGACGUCGGCCGUGCAGCCCGCUGUUGUGUGUCCCGCCGCUUCCCGCCCGCGAUUCGCCACACCGUCUACGCCUACGCGCCAGUCCCCCGGCGCCGCGCCAUGGGCAUGAGGAGCAACUACGUCAACAACGUGAUCCGGGAGCGCUGCGAGGAGCUGCAGCUGUCGGACGAGCAGCUGCGGGAGAUCAUGAAGCGCCUCCUGGACAACAUCGAGCGCGGCCUGGCCCGAGACACCCACGCCGCGUCCAUCGUCAAAAAGAGGCAAGUUCAUGGCUCUGGAUUUAGGUGGAACAAACUUCAGAGUUCUUCUGAUAGAAUUGGGUGAAAACAUGCACUUUGAUAUGAAGUCAAAAAUUUUUGCAAUUCCUCAACAUAUAAUGGUUGGCCAUGGUAAACAGCUUUUUGACCACAUUGCAGACUGUCUGGGCGCUUUCAUGAAAGAGCAUCACAUUGAACAUGAAUGCCUUCCUCUUGGCUUCACCUUCAGCUUCCCCUGUGUUCAGAAAGGGUUGACAAAGGGUCUGUUGGUCCGGUGGACAAAAGGGUUUGAUUGCGAGGGCGUCAUUGGACAAGAUGUUGUGGAACUCCUUGAGCAAGCAAUUUCUCAUCGCAAUGAGGUUACGAUUGAUGUUACUGCAAUUCUCAAUGACACAACUGGCACAUUAAUGUCCUGCGCCUGGAAGAAGCACGAUUGCAGAAUAGGUCUCAUUGUUGGUACUGGGAGCAACGCUUGCUAUGUUGAAAAGGUAGAAAAUGCACAAUUGUUUGAUGGAGAUAGAUCGAAGCCUUAUGUACUUAUCAACACUGAAUGGGGAGCUUUUGGAGAUGACGGUGCUUUAGAUUUUGUGCGCACAGAGUUUGACCGUGAUAUUGAUAAUAAUUCUAUCAACCCUGGCAAACAAUUGCAUGAAAAAAUGAUUUCUGGAAUGUACAUGGGAGAGCUGGUAAGAUUAGUCCUUGUGAAAAUGACAAAUGACAAACUUUUAUUCAAUGGUCAAGGUUCAGAUCUCCUGUUCAAACGAGGCAAUUUCUUCACAAAAUAUGUUUCAGAAAUUGAAAGUGAUAAGAAAGGCACAUACGCUUCUUGUCGGCAAGUUUUAGAAGAGUUAGGUUUAGGCCACGCAACUGACCAAGACUGUGCCAAUGUCAGAUAUGUUUGCCAAGUAGUUUCAACGAGGGCAGCACAUCUAGCAUCAGCUGCUGUAGCAACUUUAAUCAAUAAAAUCCAGGAAGAAAGUGUUACUGUGGGCAUUGAUGGUUCAGUCUACCGUUAUCAUCCUCACUUCCACAAUCUUAUGAUGGAUAAAAUUGCAACACUUGUGACUCCAGGGCUCAAGUUUGACAUAAUGUUGUCAGAAGAUGGAAGUGGUCGUGGAGCAGCUUUGGUUGCAGCGGUAGCAGCUCGAGGUCAUGCAAAAACUGCGUGAAUAAAGAAUUCUCAAUACAAAUAGACUGCCCUUGCAGUAAGACUUUCCCACUGGAUAGCUGUUUGUACAUAAUAGAAGUUGGUACUAAAGUAUAGGGGAGCAGGCACUUGAGUGGAAAGAAUAAAAAAGAUCCAAAUAUUACUUGUUACUAAAACGAGAUCCAAGGAAGAAGUAAAAUGAGGAAAUGUGUGGUGAACAGAGACAAUACUGUGUCAACAAGGUUUAAUUUAUGGCUCCAGGUGUUGCAUAAUGUAAUGAAAUUUAAAUUGUGUACACAAGCAUUUUUGUACUGUAUUUUAUGAAGUCUUAUUGAGACCAAAACUGAAGAUAUUGUUUUUAACAGCCACAGAUUCUGUUUUAUAAUGUAAUUUUUAAAUACCUCCUCUAAAAGCCAUCACAGGCUCAAGUGAUUUUUUUAUGAAAGAUUCCCCAUAAUAAGGAAAUGGAGUAUAAAUGUGUUUAGACAACAAAAGAUUGAAUGUACAAAAGUAGGUAUGUAGAAAAAUUCACUUGUUUGUACAGAUGUAUAUAAGAGUGCAGUAGAAUAAUGUAAAAGGGGACUUGUAAAACAAAAAUCAAAAUGUUAAUAUUUUAUUUUUUAUUUGUAAAUUAAAGAUACGCUUACAAAAUGACAAAUUAUUUCACGACAUUCUCUGAUUGCUACCUUACCUCACCUUCAGCAUGGAAAUGAAUUAUACAAUAACAAAUUUGACUAGAAAACUCCAUAGCACUACAUCAUCCAAACUUUUAAUUUCAUUUAAUGAAAUUGAUUCAACAAAUAAUCCAUUUAAUACUAUAAAGAUUUUUAUAUACAUAUACAACUCUCUAAUUUAACAAUUAUUUCCUUGUACUACACAGCUCAUGCAGUUCAUUCAUCAAGAUCUGUCUUGUGAAAAUCUGGUCAUAAAGCAGACAUUGCAUUUCAUCUGAUUUACCAAUAAGAAUCACUCUUAGAAACAGUGGUGGUUUUAGGUUCCUGCAAACACUAGUAGGAACUGGUUGUUGAUAUUUUCAGCCUCACCCACAUUUAAAAACAUUUUGAAAUUCUUGUCAAAGAAACAGUCUAGCAGUACUUAACUGUAGGUAACUGUCUUGCGGUUCCUGGUGAGAAACCUGACUGGAAGUUAGGGGGACUUUCGGAGUAACCUCAGGUGGAAGAUUGGUUGUAGACUUAGGAGGCUCCUCAGGUUCUGGUUGGGGCAUGGGUAUCCAAUGAUACUGAGAAUGUUUUCUGCGAAUAGCAAGUUGACGGGCAGCUUCCCUCAGUCUUGUGAGAAAAUCAGAUAAACAUACCACUAACAGCCACCCAAGAUGUAAUUGUUGAUGGAAUAGAUACUCCUGGAUCAUCAAAAUAGGUUAAGCAAUAUUCAAUCCCAGGCUGGGGGAAAAAAAAAUUAAUGUUUUUCAAUUAUUGGAAGCUUAAAUCUCAUAUGUUUCAUCCACUGGAAAUUUCUAAUAUUACAUAAUAAGCAGGAGAUUCAUAACAAAGGGUGUGAUAAUUGAUGUGCGCAAUAAUAGAUUUAGACCCCUUAUAUUCAGACACAUUGGAGCUAAUCUAGGUUGUGUGUUAAAGUCAGUUUGCUACCUAGUGGCCAGUGUAUCUGAAAGUAAAUUAUGCAAUGUGCAAUUACACUUUAUUAAGUAUGAGUUUGCAAGCAAAUGAAUGGCAUUCUACCCUGAAAAAGAAUUUCAUUAGAUGAAACUUCUUCGUAAUGAAAUGUGUUAAGAGAUGCAAUGUGGAAUAAUUUUCAUCCACUAAUCUCUUAAAUGAUAAGUCCAUUUUGUUUUUAAUAGUAUUUGUAUUGGCUAAAUGAGUUAUUUCUAGAUUUAUUAAAGAAUUUCAACACAAAUGAGAUUUUUAGAAAAUUUAGACGAUACAUUCCUUUCCUUAUGGAUGAAAAUUGCACCAGCACCAAAUAAACAUUAAAAUAUCUCAGAAAGAUAGUUUCAACAUUAAUAUUCUCUCAAUAGUCUAAAAUACUUCAUUAGUGGUGGAUAAAAUGAACACUUUGCUGAACUCUGAAGAAAAAUUGAUAUUACUGGCACACAUUUCUUUAAUAUACUGGAGUUGAAUAUUUUUCCCAGGGUUAGGAGAUUAUUAUAAAUGGCUAAACUAAUA